Messenger RNA from Ahaetulla prasina, 3409 nucleotides. It is a transcript of the gene UBAP1, whose product is annotated as ubiquitin associated protein 1. Gene Ontology annotation, biological process: ubiquitin-dependent protein catabolic process via the multivesicular body sorting pathway. Gene Ontology annotation, cellular component: ESCRT I complex. The coding region runs from base 189 to 1673 and encodes 494 amino acids. The record is from RefSeq and is a predicted model, not a curated record. The transcript is spliced from 7 exons. Gene Ontology annotation, molecular function: ubiquitin binding. Lineage: Eukaryota; Metazoa; Chordata; Lepidosauria; Squamata; Colubridae.
GGGCUGGGACGGAGAGACAAGAUGGCGUCGCCCCAUUACCGAGGAGCGUCUGGAGGAGGGAGCCGGUGGGCCUUCGCCGUCGUCGGCCGCGAAUUAUAACUCGGAGCCGCCGCGCCGGGGGUUCAAGAAGAGGAGAAGGAGGAGGAAGAGCGGACGCAAGGUCCGAGGCGGAGCCGUCCGGAUUCUCAAUGGCUUCUAAGAAGUCGGGGUCUGAUUUUCACGGGCCCUUCAGUUACCUUGAUGAUGUUCCAUUUAAGAUAGGAGAAAAGUUCAGAAGACCAGCGAAAGUUGGCCUCCCUAUUGGUUUCUAUUUGCCGGACUCUCCACAGCUGAUAAGGGAAGCCCAGUAUGACUUCUCUCUCGAAAGGAAAACAAUCGAGUGGGCCGAGAACAUUAAAAGGAUCCAAGCUGUCCAGCAAGAAACGGAGCGGAAAGCCAAGGAGACCCUGGCCAAUGUGAAGGGGGCGUCGGAGGAACACCUGCCCGAGGGUUGCGGCCUGGGAGCUGCCCUGCCUCUCCCCAUCAACCCCAUCCUGGCCGGCCUGCAUCACAACUCCAUCCUCACUCCCACCCCGGCCAACAGCAGCGCUCUGAAGCAAAAAGUCUUGAGUCCCCCCCACACCAAGGCCGACUUCAACCCCGCGGACUUCGAGUGUGAAGAAGACCCCUUUGACAAGUUGGAGCUGAAGACCCUGGACGACAGGGAAGAACUCAAGAACAUCCUCCAGAUCCAUGUCGACACCACGGGGCCGAUUGUGGCCCAACUGCUCGACGGCGGCUUGCCCAAAGUGGCGCCUCCGUCGGUCCUGCAAGACCAGGAGGUCUUGGCCUCUUUGGAAAGGGCAGCUUUGGACCUCAAGCCCCUUCACAAACCCAACGGACUCGUGACCUUGCCCCAGCUGGGCGGGUGCGAGAAAGUGUCCCUCUCGCCCGUGACGUCGGUCAGCAACAUCAAGUCCCUCUCCUUCCCGAAGCUGGAUUUGGAUGAGAGUGACUUGCAGACGGCAAGGCUGGUGAACACCUACCGCGCGCACAAUGGCACUUUCCUGGGUGCUUUACCGGACAAAGCCAAUGAACUGAACGGACACCAUGGGAUCGGGGCUCCCACCUUCGGCGUGGACCCUGGCCUAGACACGCGAACGUUAUCCUCCGUGUCCAGAGGUCCUUCCCAACCCACCUCCGUAGCAUGUACAGAAGACAUUCCGGCUCUCACUACAGCCACAGCGGUAACUCACCAAAGUUUCCUGACCUCCCAAGUGCCCAAGACCACCAGCAGCUGUGCAAAAGGGCCCGGCAGCUUCUCCUAUGGGGACGUGGUGCAGGCCCUGUCCUCCAGCGAACGGGAGUGUCUUGAAAUCGUGGUGGGCAUGGGCUAUUCGUACGAAGAUGUCUUAAAAGCGAUGAAGAGGAAGGGGCAGAGCAUAGAUCAGAUUCUUGAAUACCUGGUUGUCCGUGGGCAACUCUGUGAGAAAGGCUUUGAUCCGCUCCUGGUAGAAGCUGUUCUCGAAAUGUACCAGUGCUCGGAAGAAAAGGCCACCGAGAUUCUCCAGCUCAUGAGCAAAUUUCAAGAAAUGGGCUUCGAACUGAAAGACAUUAAAGAAGUUUUGCUAUUACACAACAACGACCAGGACAAUGCCCUGGAAGAUUUAAUGACCCGAGCAGGCGCCAGCUGAAAGGCGCGAGUGGGGCAGCCCCUUGCUGCUUCUGGCCACUGGACCCCACCCCCCUGCCAUCGCCAGCCGGGUCUUCUCUGGUGCUGCGGGAAGGAGAAUGCCACGAGGAUCCUGCGUUCGAGAUGCUGUCGCAGCUGAAGAGAGUCGUUCCUUUGCCAUGCCCUCACUCCGGUCAGCUGUGCCCACCCACCCAAAAGAGAGUUCCAACCGCUUUCUUCGAUUAAAGUUUUAAGUGCCCUUCCCCACCCCACCCCCACGUUUGUUUCUUCUCAGGACUCCGGACUGAGUUGCGCAGACAAGUGUCAGGGUAGGUUUUUUUUUUUCCUCCCAAUUCCCCCCUCCCCAACCCCAAUUCUGUCCAACACACCCAACCCCACCUCUUUCCCAGUCCCUUUGUACUGGACUCAGAGAAGCGUCGACCCUUGACUCUUGACCGCGAACUCCUACGCUCGACUUCCUUACAGCCGCUUUCAUUUGUGUGCCUGCUCGGACUGCGAACGUUUCGAGACACGUUUUAAAAUCAGUUUGACGGAAGUGCAAUGGAAGAGCCAGUUUUACUCAAGGCGAGGAAGGUCGAAAGGAGGAAUUUAGUAACUUUAGUGCAACACUGGUUCACUAACGGCCGCCGAACGCCCCCGGAGAAACAUUAUGGCUUUUUCCGGCACGGCGGCACAAGCUGCUCGUGAAUUUCUGCCAGUUCCCCCCCCCCCUGCCCCCCGCCCCCGCCCAACCAAGAUAAUAAGCUGUGAAAUCUUUUGCCCCUGUUGGCUCUUCUGUCUGUCCCAGGAGUUUUUGGAUCUGUCCCACCGGAGCUGAUCAUUGUCCUCCUAUUUAAGCCACGUCAUUCCGGAGAAAUGAAGGCACAGUCAGUUUAACCGUGUAAAAUUGGCAAUGGGUUGAGGGUCUCUCUUUCUCUCUCUCUCUCUUUCAAGCACUUUCUUUAUAAUAUUCACCUCGUUGGUUCCGUUUUUUUUUUUCUUCACACAGUUAUAAUUAUUAAUCUAGUCAUAGGAAUCAGCCUUUGGGUUUUGAUAGCAAAAAAAAAAAAAGUAUUAGUUGUACAUGUUUAAAGAUUUAAAUUCCUAAAAAGAAAUAUAUAAGCGGUCUUGAUCCUCGAAGUAAUUUGCUAUUUUGGCUCUGCAGAAAGAUACUAAUAAAAUCUUAAAAUGUGGCUCGUAAUGUUCUCAGGCUUUAGGAGACAUCUCAUUUUUUUUCCUCUUGAAAUGAAAUUCCAAUGUUAUGAUUUCCCCCAUUAGCAUGCUGUCAAUAAUUAGCAUUAUUUGCCCAAAUUGCUGACUCGCUUUCCUUCAUCCUAAGAGAUUACCAGUAAUGCGCAGGAAUUGAUCUCAUGACAGCUGUCCAUCUCUCUCCAAGAACUGCCAUCUGGGGCUUUGUUCCUUGAGAUUUAAAGAGAUGACCCCUUCAUAUAUAUACUUAAUCCUCAACUUAACCCUAAUGGAACUUCGUAAGUUGUGUUGUAAAGCGGAUCAUUGUUGACAGGUCUGCUUUUAACAACUGUUCUUGUGGUGGCCGUUAAGUGAAUCACUGCCAUCAUUAAAUAAAUCCAUGGUCCAUAAUGGGCAUAUUUUACUGGAAACUGGAAGUAAACAUCGAUUUCAAUCAAAAACUCGUAAAUUGUGCUUGCGUGAUUGUGGGACACUGCCAAUGCCUGUAAAUAUGGUGUGGUUUCCAAUAGCAACAGCACUUAAGAUUUACAUACUGCUCCGCGGUCCUUU